Molecule: messenger RNA, 17926 nt
Organism: Mus musculus (house mouse)
Lineage: Eukaryota; Metazoa; Chordata; Mammalia; Rodentia; Muridae
Gene: Exoc6b
Product: exocyst complex component 6B
Exons: 21
Coding region: 131-2419 (762 amino acids)
Biological process (GO): Golgi to plasma membrane transport; intracellular protein transport
Source: RefSeq, a predicted model, not a curated record
GGCUGACGCCAGGGGGCGUGGCAUCCGAGGGCGGGGUCGCGCUGCGGGGUGCUGGCCCAGCGGCCGCAGAUCCUGGGCAGAGGGAUCGUGGGGUACUCGCUGAGAGAGGGCCGCGCGGCAGCGCCCUGCGAUGGAGCGGGCGAAGAUGGCGGAGGAGAGCCUGGAGACGGCGGCGGAGCACGAGCGGAUCCUGAGGGAGAUCGAGAGCACAGACACGGCCUGCAUCGGGCCCACGCUCAGGUCUGUCUAUGAUGGUGAGGAACAUGGACGAUUCAUGGAGAAGCUAGAAACUCGUAUCCGCAAUCAUGACAGAGAAAUCGAGAAAAUGUGCAACUUUCACUACCAGGGCUUUGUGGACUCUAUUACUGAGCUGCUGAAAGUACGAGGAGAAGCCCAGAAACUCAAAAACCAGGUGACGGACACUAAUAGGAAACUGCAGCACGAGGGCAAGGAACUGGUAAUAGCAAUGGAGGAGCUGAAGCAGUGUCGACUACAACAGAGAAAUAUUUCUGCCACUGUCGAUAAGCUAAUGCUGUGUCUUCCAGUCCUAGAGAUGUACAGCAAACUGAGGGACCAGAUGAAAACCAAAAGGCAUUAUCCUGCACUGAAGACACUGGAGCAUCUGGAACACACCUAUCUGCCUCAAGUGAGCCACUAUCGAUUCUGUAAGGUGAUGGUGGACAACAUCCCCAAGCUUCGGGAGGAAAUAAAAGAUGUUUCUAUGUCUGAUCUCAAAGACUUUCUGGAGAGCAUCCGCAAGCAUUCAGACAAAAUUGGAGAGACUGCCAUGAAGCAAGCCCAACAGCAAAGAAACCUGGAUAACAUUGUCUUGCAACAGCCUAGAAUAGGUAGCAAAAGGAAAUCUAAGAAAGAUGUUUAUACAAUCUUUGAUGCAGAGGUGGAGAGCACAAGUCCAAAGUCGGAACAGGAUUCGGGAAUUCUGGAUGUGGAAGACGAGGAAGAUGAUGAAGAGGUACCUGGGGCUCAAGACUUGGUGGAUUUCUCUCCUGUGUAUCGGUGUCUACACAUAUAUUCUGUCCUGGGUGCCCGUGAAACAUUUGAGAAUUACUACCGAAAACAGAGGCGAAAACAGGCUCGUUUGGUACUCCAGCCUCCGUCUAAUAUGCAUGAAACUUUAGAUGGCUACAGGAAGUAUUUCAAUCAAAUUGUAGGCUUUUUUGUGGUUGAAGAUCACAUUUUGCAUACAACCCAGGGCUUAGUGAAUAGAGCCUACAUUGAUGAACUGUGGGAAAUGGCCCUUUCAAAGACCAUCGCAGCAUUGCGUACCCACUCGUCCUACUGUUCUGAUCCAAACCUCGUGUUAGAUUUGAAGAACCUCAUUGUACUCUUUGCGGACACACUUCAGGUGUAUGGUUUUCCUGUGAAUCAGCUUUUUGAUAUGUUGUUAGAAAUCAGAGACCAGUACAGCGAGACUCUAUUGAAGAAGUGGGCAGGGGUUUUCAGAAAUAUACUUGAUUCUGACAACUACAGUCCCAUACCAGUAACAAGUGAAGAGACAUAUAAAAAAGUCGUAGGACAAUUCCCGUUUCAAGAUAUAGAACUGGAAAAGCAGCCAUUUCCCAAAAAGUUUCCUUUCUCUGAAUUUGUGCCAAAAGUUUACAACCAGAUUAAAGAAUUUAUCUACGCCUGCCUGAAGUUUUCAGAAGAUCUUCAUCUAAGCUCCACUGAAGUCGAUGACAUGAUCCGUAAGUCUACAAACUUGUUGCUGACCAGGACUCUGAGCAACUCUCUGCAGAACGUCAUUAAGAGGAAGAACAUUGGCCUUACUGAGCUUGUCCAGAUUAUCAUCAAUACAACACACUUGGAGAAGUCCUGUAAAUACCUGGAGGAAUUCAUCACCAAUAUCACUAAUGUCCUUCCAGAGACGGUCCAUACCACCAAGCUUUAUGGUACCACAACUUUCAAGGAUGCUAGACAUGCAGCUGAAGAAGAGAUAUAUACAAACCUAAAUCAGAAGAUUGACCAGUUUCUGCAGCUGGCUGACUACGACUGGAUGACUGGAGACCUAGACAACAAAGCCAGUGAUUACCUGGUAGACCUCAUUGCCUUCCUCCGGAGCACCUUUGCUGUGUUCACACACCUUCCUGGAAAGGUGGCUCAGACAGCAUGUAUGUCAGCUUGCAAGCAUUUAGCCACAUCCUUGAUGCAACUUUUGCUAGAAGCGGAAGUACGGCAGCUCACUUUGGGAGCAUUGCAGCAGUUCAACCUGGAUGUCAGAGAAUGUGAACAGUUUGCCAGAUCCGGCCCGGUGCCUGGGUUCCAGGAGGACACGCUGCAGUUGGCCUUCAUCGACUUGAGACAAAUAAGACCUGGCUGUACUGAAACUUGCUAUAUAAACCAGGCUGGCCUUGAACUCACAGAGAUCUUCAUGCUUCUGCUUCCGAAAUUCUGGAAUUAAAGGUCAGUAUGUUAAAGCAUGCUGGAUGUGAGGAAUUUUUGAGGCAUUUUAAUUUUUAAAAUGUUAAGAUCCUUUACAUAUAAAUAUUUUUGAAAAUAGAUAAUUCAGUUGGAAGUACUUAUUUUCUCCUCAAUCAAGUUGGGUGAGAAUAUGUAGUAUGCAAAUGGUGUAUAGACAUAUAUGCAUACAAAACACCCAAACAAUUACAAAAUAAAUGGAUGCUAUGCUCUAAUUUUUCAUGUUUGUUUUGGUUUUAUGUUUCUAAUGAGAAAAAGAAAUAAAAUGAAAAACUGUACGGUGAAGACCCUCUAUACUCUUGACAUUGAUAAAUUAUGUAAAUUCAUAUUUUUAACUGAGUUGAGAUCAUUCACAUACAUUCUUAUUAUUUAGCAAAGAGUCAAGGAAAGUGUCUCUGUAGCUAAUGAGCAGAAGUGAAGGAGACAGCAGAGAAGAACACAGGGCAGAAAGCACAAGGCCAGUGAUCAGGUGUCUCAUUAUGGGGAUAUCAGGAGACUGUGCCCCUAAUAAAAAGGAGGCAACAGGAACCUAGAUGCUCUGAAGUUGAGUGUGGCUAAAGCCAGCCGGGGAUGCAUAACAAGACCCUAACUCAACUCCCCACAUGCCUUAAAAAACAUUAAAGAAGAAAAAUAAAUUUGAAAUGUUAGAAGGCUCAAGGCAAAACCAUGAAGCUAAUGCAGUUUGAGAGGAAGAAGAGGCGGCAGCUCAGCAGCUCUGCAGCUGCAGCUCCAGUGGAGCCAGGGCACGCAUUUGUGGUUCAGGCUGAACUGCACCUUCAGUGAGCUUCACUAAACAAGCGAUUGAUCGAGCACGAUCAUCAUGGCCAGUCACCAUAGAAACACAUAUAGGCUACCUGAAGAGUCUCAUCUCAGCCAUUCAGCUCUGCAGUGUGCCUACAAGGAAAGGGCAGGCUGGGGAGGAGCAGGAGAUGUGCUCCUCUUUCUGAGCAGAUGCAGAUGGUGGUGAUUGUGGCCUGUUCUCCACGUGUGCUUCCCUGAUUCCACAUGCCUUCUAAUUAGAGCCACAUUGGUCAGAAGCUUAGAGCUAAGCAAUUGGAUCAAACUGUUGAUGGUCUGCUUCUGCUGUGAAGAAUGAAGUUGAGAACAGGGAGCAGGAGGGCUUCAGUAACUGUUCAUUUGGGUUGGGAGAACAGUACGCAUCGGUCCAUUUGUCAGGUCUUGUCUCCUCAUACAAAUCAUCUUUACUUUCUAGGUGUGUUUUUAUUAUCUUAAAAGGUUAAGGUUGCACUUUGAACUCACUAAACUGCUGAAGCAUUGAUCAUUACCCACACCCAUGUCUGAUGGAGAGCCCACUCCUGCUUGCUCUUCUAACUUCCCACCCCACCCUGUCACUGCUCACUUUUGCUUUCUUGCAUUCUACUAAGAAUGCAAAACAGCUUUAUUUCUGAAUUUCCUUCUGAUUUUUAUCUUGUCUUUUUCAAAACUGUUUCUCCUUUGGAUUGCUUAAGGAUAACUGUUUUCUUAAGUUGAAUACCCUUGACUUCCAUCCUGGAAGGGGCAUGCUGGUGUACUACUGUCUUUGGCUCUCCACAGAUAGUGUUUACUGGAGUUUGCAUGCCAUGUUGUAUUCCUAAAACACAAGAAAAGGAAAGGAAAGGAAAGGAAAGGAAAGGAAAGGAAAAAGGAAAGGAAAAAUAAAAGGAAAGGAAAGGCAAAGGAAAGGAAAGAAAAGGAAAAGGAAAAGGAAAAGGAAAACCUCUUGUAUCCAAGUGAGGAGUCAGCAUUUUAGUGUGCUUCUCAGGCCCAGAAGAGAGAGCAAGAAAAUUUGUCCACAAGUCAUCUCAUGUUGUGAUUUUCUAAGCCCACAGCUCCAGUGCUAAAAUUUUCAUUUCAAAAGAUAUUUCUGAGUUCAUGUGGCCAACCUAGACCCACCCCUUGAGAAGUUACAGUUCCUAUCUGAGUCUCAUCCCGAAGUCCAUCAUUCCUUUCUUUCAUGUUAAUAGGCCGGAUGGAUAGAAAAGCUGCUGCCCUAUCACCUGGUGGGUAUUCUUGGAUCUCAUCUGUGCCCAUAUUGUGUCUCAGAAGUUUCACAUUGCCUCCAAAAACGUUUCACUCUUGCCCUCUGUCAUAUAGUGUGCACGAAUACUAAGUAGGGUAACUGUUAGAUAGGGCUAGUACUAGGCAAAAUAAGUACUGGGGAGCAGGGCUGGAGAGAUGACUCAGUGGUUAAGAGCACUGACUCUUCCUCCAAAGAUCCUGAGUUCAAAUCCCAGCAACCACAGGAUGGCUCACAGCCAUCUGUACAGCUACAGUGUACUCCUAUACAUAAAAUAAAUAAACAAAUCUUUAAAAAACAAAAAAGUACUAGGAAGCAUAAGUACUAGAUAGUGUGAGAAUUAGGCAGUACGUAUUAGGUAGUAAGUAGGUAUUAGGUUCUGUGAAGAUUCAUCUUGGUGAACCUUCAACUGCUUUGAGCAGGUAGAACAAUUGUUAGUAGCCAUCAAAUGGCAUUUCCGAUAAAACAAAAAAAAAAAAAAAAAAGAUCCUUAUAAAGUCAAGGAUAUACUUACCACACAAGCCUGGAGUCACCCUGGACAUUUUUGUUAAAGAAAGAAACUUAACUGUAUCCAAAGCCUGUGAGACUACCACCUACAUUUACAGAUUUAAUGUAAACAAGAAGCUUACUUAAGGGGCUUUAUAAGGCAUGAUUCUGGCCUUUCCUGUGCCACCACAGACUUAUUGACUUGGAGUCUCGUAGAUAUGGAACCAAGGAGGCCAAAGUUGGAAACAGUUACAGCCUGGGUUCUCUCUCAGCUAGGGGUAGGAGUAGAGAGAAUGGUGGGGGCUGUCUACAGGAACGCUUGGCUGUGGUUCUCAGCCCUGCUCCAGUCUUGUUAGGGUGACAGUCCUUCUGAGUUUAUCAGUAAUCAUCAUUUUAUUUCUCAGCUCUUCUGGAUUCAUGGCUGUGUCGGUGGGAGGGUUCUUGAACCACUUGUCACAUGCCGUCUGAAACCAGAGGCAGGGACAGCAGGGACACUCUUUGGGUGCACCUUGCCCUUACCCCAUUCCCAUGCCCAGCAGGACUGCAGAGUUCUUCACUACAUUGGGUUUUCACAUUGGUAUGGUGUCGACAUAAAUCACAUUUCCCGCCGAUAUUUGCUAGUGAGUGGAAGAUGGCCAAGGCAACCACAGCACAGAUGUCAGUUAGGAAAAUUACACCCAAACCUGAAAGCACUGGCAGUGGCGAUUUUGUUUAUGAAAAUUGGGAAAGCUCUCCCCUCACAGCCACUGACAUCCCUGAUUUAUUGUUUCUCUGCUGAAAAUUAUACAAAGAUGUUUUUCAGACAUGAGCUGGUGAAAGCUGACUAUUGAGGGUGGAGGAAGAGUAAAGUGCCCUCAUGUCUGUGAAUUGCUGUCAGCUGUAACAUCUUUUUAACAGUGCAGUUCUUUUUGUGUGUCUGGAAAACCAGCCAUGGAGCUAAGAUGACCCAUAAUACUGAAGAAUAAAAGCAUCACAGUGCCAAGAAUGUCCGACCCAUUGUCAGGAGGCUUAUUUUCACCCUGAUGCUAGGGCUACCUUAAAAGGGUCCUUGAUUCAAUGGCCUAGCUGUUGUGAACCUCAGUUUCUGUAUAUGCAGCUGUGGGGUUUUGUUUAUUUUUUAAAUGCUGCUUCCAAACACCUGAGUUGAAGCUAUAGUGAACAUAACUCCAGAUCAGAGCUUAAAAUAGGUCAUUGUGUAAGUCAUAUAGACAACAAAAUUCAAAAUUUGCAUGAUUUAAAGAUUAUAAAUUUAAUUUUAAUGUACUUUUCAGUAUAUCAAUUAAAACAUUUUAUCUUUUUCAUGUAAAAUUAUAGAGUACUUACAUUUUAAAACUGAUUAUGAAAAAACAUCAUUUAUUGACUAAUCUAUCUGUAAUAUUUUACUGUUGUUUGAAGGUCAAUAAUAUGUUAAGGUACUAAUCCAAAGAGUCAAUUUAGGACCUGGCAAGAGGGUCACAAGUCUGAAGUCAGCCUGGGCUAUCUAGAGAGAUCUUGUCUCAGUGAUGAUAGUGAUAACAAUAAUAUUAAUAAUAAUAACCAAAAAUUAAAGCAGCAGAAUCAAAUCCACUUGUUUGGUUUUUAUGAGUAUUGAAAACUAAUUUUUAUAAUUUUCAAAUUUAAUUUCUUAAAAGAAGAAAGGACAUUUGUGCACGUAUUUCUCUAAAAUUGUAGUACAGAUAUGAAUAAUUUUAAUUCUAAUGAAUAAAAGUCAUGGUGAAUGUAAAUACUUACUUUCCAGUUGUCAAUUGUGAAGAAACAGAAGAUAUAGAAAGAUUGCUUCUUUCUUCCUAUUGUAUAAUUAAUGUUUAGAGGAACUUUAGUUAUCUGGGUUUUUUUGUCCAGUCCAACAUUGGAUAUUUUGUGCUUUUUCCCCUGUUGCUGGUAAUUUGGGGCUUUGUUGAUGCUUGUGAUCUGCCCACAGGCAUUGCCUUAACAGAAGCAGGAUCUUGCCUUUAACCCUUUGAGAAGACCUAAGUUCGUCAUCAUCUUCAGCCUUUCUUCUUUUCUACAUCUGCUUGACAAUCCCAAUCCAUAAUGAUCAGUGUAUUGUCCUUAUCUUGGAAACUUCAAUUUUUAAAUUAUUUUGUGAUCUUCAUUCAUUUUUCUAUUCUUUGUAUGUUCUGCUUGUUCCAGAUACUCGAUAGCAAGCAAAACAGCAAUAUGUUUGUCCACAGUCGUGACUCUUAGCGAGACCUGUUCGUUUGUGAGACCUGCUUGUCUCAGUGCCAGGAAGGGCACAGGUGUGCAGUUCCAUUCUUGAUUCUGACUGCAAGGAAGAGCUGAUGUUACAUCUUGAGCCUGAAGGCAGGUGAAAAUAACAGCUAUGUCCAAAGCCAUCAGGUGUGGGAGUGUCUCACAGGAACUGACAGCUGACCUGUUCUGACCUCGCUAUUUGCUUGAGACCCACAACACUAAGAACAGUUUACUUCCAGCAGUUACAAAUAAAAUGUCAGAACUCAUCAAGAAACAUCCACACAGACACAUGCAGAACCAUGUUAGACCAGUUGUCAAGGCAACCAGUGACCCAGUCCAGUUACAUGCAUACAGUCAUUCCCAUUACUCUGUAAUACAUGCUGAUUGCAUUGCCCCAAAAUCCUGGCUGCACCUAUUCACCAUCACUGCCCACCAUAGAAGCCAUGGAUUUUCUUCUUGUCUGUGUAUUUCCUAAUGUCCUAUAGAUCCAAUCAUAUAGUGUGUAGUCUUUUUAGAUUGGCUUUUUUUUCAUCUAGCAAUAUGCAUUUUAAUUUCUUUCAUGUCUUUUCUUGGCUUAAUGGCUCAUUUCUCUUUAAUGAGCCGAAUACUGUUUCUUUGUCAGAAUGUACCACAUUUGCUCACUCAUCUGCGGAAGAGCAUCUUUGCUGCUUCCCGUUUGUAGCAGUUAUAAAUAGAGCUGCUGCAAAUGUCCCCACACAGGUUUUGUGUGGCUAUAAGGGAUUUUCUUUGUUUCUUUCACGUUUGUUCAUUUUUUAAGAUAGGCUUUUCUAUGGAGAGCAAACUGGCCUUGAACUUAAAGAACACCUCUUGCCUUUCAAGUAUUAGGAUUUUAGGCAUGUACCACUGUCACAAUCUUAAAUUUUCAGCUUUUCUGGAUGAACACCAGUGAGCACAAUUGCCACAUCACAUUGUAAAAGUUUAGUUUUGUAGAAAACUAUCUUUUCCCUACGUAGCAAUGACUGCGUUGCAUUCCUACCAACAAUAAAUGAGAUUCCUGUGGCUCGAGUUCAUAGUAUCUUUCAGUGUUUGCUUGUUUUAGACUAGGGGUGCGACUAAGUGUGUGAGAGUGUUCUUAUUUUAACUCGUAUCUUCCUGAUGUCAUAUAAUGUGGAGGAUCUUUCUGUCUGCCUAUCUGACAUAUAGGUUCCUUUUUAGUGAGAUUUCUAUAAGGUUUCUCUCUCCCGUUUUCAGUUGGGUCGUUUUUCAUUAUUCAGUCUUAAGCAUUCCUUGUAUAUUUUGGAUAAGAGACCCUUAUCAGAUUGGCUUUAAUAAGUAUUUUCUCCAACUUUAGGACUUGGAUUUUCAUUCUUCUGAGUAUAUCUAACCUAGAACAGAUUUUUAAUUUCAAUAAAAUCUUGCUUGUAAACUCUUUCUUUCAUGGAUCAUGUUUUUAAGUUGUAUCUAAGAUGUCAUUGCCAAGUCCAGAUGCGUCUAGAUUCUCUCCUAGUUUGUCUUCUAGUGUUUUCAUUUAGAACAGUUAUGAGAUACUAGUGUUACUUUUAGAUAUAGGUAAUAGUUACUAACUUACUUUAGUCUCUUACUGCUUUCAUAUUAUUUUAAUAUUCCUAAUAUAGGCUGCUGCUGCUUUUAAAUUGUCUGAAUUUUUGCUUGCCUUGUAACUUAAAGAUGAAAGAAAUGACAUUUUCUUUAACUAUUGUAUUACUUACUUGUCUUGUUACUGUGACAAAAUCCCUGAUAAAAACUUGCUAAGGGUUUCUUUUGGCUUGCAGUUUGAGGAUACAGUACAAAGUGGCUGAGAAGGCACAGCAGCAGGCCUUUAGGCAGCUAGUCACAUUGCAUCUUACUCAGGGAAGAGAGAGAGAUGAAUUCUGGUACUGAACUUGUUUCCUUUUCACUCAGUCCCAAAUCCUAGCGACUUAUAUUUAAGGUGAAUCUUCUCACCUCAUUUAGUCCAAUCUAGAAAUUCCCUCAUAGAUGUGACCAGAGACUUGUCUCCAGUAGGAUUAUAGGAUUGUCAAUUUGACAAUCAAUAUUGACCAUCACAGGUAUUGAAUUCUAAAUUACCAAUUCUUUUCCUUGAGCAUUUUAGCAGGGCAGCUCCAUUAACUUCUAAUGUCCAUCAUUUUAUCAUUUUCAUUGCUAAUGUCGAUUUUACUGCUGCUUCUUUGAGGUUUUAUUAAAUAUUCUGUCUUUGAUAUUUUGUAAUUUUAUUUUGUACCCUAUUAUAAAUCUCCCCCACAGCUCUGUUCAUGUGUAGAUAUGUGUGUUUAUGUGUGAGUGCAUGUUUUCCAAGUGAAUUUUCAAUGUUCUUGGAACCCUCCUUGGCAUUCAGAGUUCGCAUGUUUAUAUUGGCUUUGCUCACUGUGUCCUAUGGAUUCUGCCUUCCUGCUUCAAGUUAGAUAUUUGCCCCCGUCUAGAUAUUUUGUAUGAACGAGUUUUCCAAUUGACUAAUCUUCUCUUCAGCUGUAUCAAUUCUACUCAUAAAUCUCUCUGCUGUGUUCUUAGUUCUAACUCUUUCAGUUAGUUUUCUCUUCAUCACUAUAAUAACGGAAGGCCUAGUAUAAAUAACAUAAAAGGUUGAGAUGUUUAUUUUUGGUUCACAGUUCGACAAAUCUAAUUCCACAAUUAUUUGAUCCCAGUUGUGUGUCUCAGUGAUGAAGCAGAACAUGACUGCAGGGGAGCCAUAGUGAAGGGAAACAAAGACCCAGUGACUUACUUCAUCAGUCAGGCUCAUCUCCCAAUACUGCCAUUAAAUUUUGUGCUUCUUUGGACCCCAAAUGAUGGUAAUAAAUAUUUGGUUAACUGUUGAUAGGGAAUGAAUAAACUCUUAAAAUGAACACCAAACUUUAUAUUAUUUUUCUUGGUUUGAUACUCAACCAAGUAUUUGGUUAAAACCAAGAUUUUUAGGUGUAUCAGGAGUGGGAAAGAAAUUAGACUUGAAAUAAUAAGGAAAAUUUAGACCCUGGUCCAUACAAAGACUAUGGACAGUGUUGGUUUUUUGGCUUGUUGUUGUUUUUAAUAGAAUUGUGAUAAAAAUGUAGCUACAAAGCCCUGAACUUUCAGAGUCCAGCCAUAGGAAUGGCAUCACUUGAGUCUUAAACAGUAAACACCUGUAGCACACAGGGUGACCCAACUACUCCUUUGGCAUUGCCAUGGCUAGAUUUACUCCCUUUGCCUCCCUUGCCAGGUCCUUGUUCCUCCCUAGUCCUUUUCCAUCUCCUCUACUUUGCCAGACACUCUAAAUCCUAAAAAGAAAACUAAGUGAUAUAAAAUAUUCUUAAAGUUUUAUCCUUACCUCCUUAAAAGGACAAAUUCUGUGUCCAAAAUUUUUCCUAUCUGGAUGAUAUAUUUGUUUAGUUUAAGGUGACAGCUGUCUACUGUACAGUUAGUCUGAGCUAGGUAUUGUAGAGCAAUAACAUAAACAAAGCUCCUGCCCUCAGAGAUCAUGGUGCUGUUUGGCUUUUGUAGUCUCCACCCAGCACAUGCACAUAAUACUGAGGAUGGAGUCCAUGGAUUCUCCAUGCUAGGCAGGCAAGCACCUUGUCCACUUGUAUUUGUUGUGUUUAUUCAUUGUAAGAAAUUACCUGGUAGAGGCAGUUAAGGGCUUAUAGUUUCAGGAGUUUUUACUCCUCAGUGAUGAGAAUAACAUAGCUUAGCUCCUAGACAUAGUGCAAGCUGGAGGAGCCAUUCUCAUGGCAGUAAAGAGAGAAGUAAGACUAACCCCUAGUGGCUCUGCCAGCCAGGCUCCACUCUCUCAAAGUGUCACCAGCUGAGGACCACUAUUCAGAUAUACAAGCCUGUCAUGGACAUUCCACACUUGAACCCCAGCUCAAGAUGAUAACAUAAUGGUAGAAUGUUCUGAAAUAAUUACUCAUACAGUUCUAUGUGGAACAUUCUUGCCACAUCUAGAUAGCAUCUGUCUGCCCAAACAUACAUAUGUUCCCACCUAGUGAGGCUAAGCUACAUAGAACCAGGUGGUCCUGCUGUGUACUGUAUAGUAGGCAUAGAAAUCCAAGGUGAGGAAGACAGAAGAGUUGAGCUUCGAGGCCUCUACAUGAUUUAGACCAGCUCUGUCUCAGCAACUUUGGCACUCUGUGUUUUAUGUAUAGGCUUCUUCAUAAAAUUCUUUUGAAGAAAACAAAAAAAAUCAGGUCUGGAAGUGACUUUUAAAUCAGUGUUCUUAUACAUCAACAAAGCAUUUAGGUGUUAUGUGGGCAUCUAAGAGCAAUGAGAAAUAACCUUCCUCCUUUGAAACAUCAGUGCUGGAAUAGCUAUAGGCAAGCUUGAAAAGGGAAAGAUUUGUUAAACUCUUGUCUUACAAGAGAAGGAUCCUCAGAAGGAGUGUGGGAUACUGUCAGACAAGCUUGAUAGGGCAGAUUGCACUGCAAACUGCAACUACAGCCCAGCCAGCAAAGAAUCAAAACUUCAGAAAAGAUUUCUAAGCAACAUGAGGCAAAGCCCAUGCCAACCAUAUUGGUGUGGAUCCCCUGUGCCUCAGCGGGCUCCAUGUUUACUCUCAGUCUGUCAGGUCCACUUGUAAAGUGAUCUGUUUCAGUCUGAGCAUCUGAGAUGCCUGCGACAUGUGAAAGGUAAACUAAAAACAUAGGUAAAUAAAAACAGAAAAUAAGCUCUGUGAAAUGGAGAAUCUAAUACCCAUGCAAGGGCUGGCUGUGGUAGUUCACCUCAGUAAAGCCUAGCAUUUGGCUUCAGACAGAAGAAUCUAGAGUUCAGGACUAACCAGGGCUAUAUCAGACUCAUCUCCAAAAAAAAAUAAAGUAAAAUAAAAAUAAAAUAAAAUGUAGAAAGUAUUCUUUUUAAAGUUUUAUAUAUGUGUGUUUAGUUUUGAUUUUGUGUGUGUGUUAAGAUAUGUGUGUAGAGAUCUCAUAGAGUUGCAGCUCUCGGUAGUGAGUCACUUGACAUGGGUACUAGAAAUGUAAGUCAGGACCUUGGCAAGAGCAGUCAGCACACUUAACCACUCAUUCUCCAUCUCUUCAUUCCAAGAAAGCAUUCUUGAGCAAAACCUUUGGGAUUUCUUGUACAGGAAUUGGGCUUUAAGGGGAGAAAAUGGGUCAGUUGUUUCUAGAAAAAAAGUUCCACAAAACUAAAUUUUUUCCUGUGAUAUAGGUAGUACAGAGAAGGUGAUGGCAAAGGUAUACCCAAGCUGGCUUUUCUCUUUGAUGCUCACAACACUUAAUAGGACAAAGAGCACUUCCUUGCAUAAAAUCCCUGUCCAUCUGUGAUUUCUCCUCUGACCUGCAGAAAAUGGAAGUAAACUUUGUAUAUAUUGCCCAUCAAGCAGUCAAGCCUCCAUGUUCAAAUCACUUCAGAAUGUAGCAUGAGGCUGCUUCUAAGCCAGUUUUGUUUCUGGUGGUAAUGUUUCAAGUAUCUAGAAGCUUCUAUUAGACUCCACUGGAAAAGUGAAGAACCUUUCUCUUGAGCAUUGGCCCUUAGCCACUUGAACCGGCAGAAGACAGCUGCUAUCUUCUUACCUUGUCACCCUCCUAUCCCCACCCCUUCCAACUUCAUCCCUGUUCCGUACUUCCUUCACAGCUCUAAGGUCUCUCUGGAAUUUGUGGAGGUGAAGAUUUAGGUCUGGGCAACCAGUUAGAAAUAUGAAUUGCUACAGUGAACUCUGAGUGGCCUUUCAAUUUGCUGACAGAAAUUUACUCCUUGUAGACCCCCUCUCCCCCGAAAAAAAGCAGGUAAGGUCAUUUGGAGUUGAAACAAGCAUGCUGUCGGUGUGUUUGAAAAUGAAAUUAUAAUUAACCUACUGAUGGCUGUGAGGUGUUACCUUGAACUCUGUGUGGCCUCUUGGCACAGCGGCUGAACUUGCUUUAUUGAAUACCCAGAGACCUGAACAGGUGAAAUCAGGAUAUGUCCGGGGCCAAUUGUACUUUCAGAAAGAAGAUUAUAUCUCUGUUAGUGCUGACUGUAAGAGGGCUGAGGAUUAACUGAGCAGCACUAAACAGAAAAUAAAGAUGAGUUUUGACUGCCCACGCCUGUAUGAAUUUAAUGUGUGAAACUGCUAAGUAAAAUGACUCUACUUGCCUGUUCUAUGAAUUCAUUCCUGGAGUAUAGGCACGUAAGAUUAUUGAAGGUGGAAAUCAAAUAACAUUUACAUGUCUAAAAAAGACAAAAACACUGUUAUUACCAUAGAGAGCAGUGAGGUGCUGUCAGAUUCUAAGUGUCCAUAGAGGCCUGAGCUGGACAGAUUUCUGGAAGUAUUUGACAUGGAGAGGAGCUGUAUGGUGGAGAGUGAUUGUCCAUAGAAAGUGUAUUUUAAAAUGAACAUGUAGCCUCCUCAAAUAGUCAACAAAUCCAAUAAUGGUGCUCUAGAUACCAAUGAUUAAGGGAACACCUUGCACAGUUAGUUCAUUGCCAGAGUCACUCCUGACACCUUGUCACUGCCUGAGACUGAGUUUGUCUUAUGCUUUGUCACAUAGAACAAGAAAAGAACCUCACUAUUCAGUUGCAACUGUAAUUGCCUCUUUUCUCUCUAAUUAUGUUAUGUCAUCCCAUGGUAAAGUCUUCUUUUAUAAAAGCAGAAAUUUGGGUCCCUCCUUGUUUUGGCUGAGAACAUCCAUUGUUAGACUAAACAAACUGUUAGUUUCACUCUGUACCUUUGACAGCCUGGCUAGAAUGAAAGCUCCUGUUGGUCUAAUAAACAAAGAAUAGUAAUCUGAAAUGGAUUUUAUUACUGGAUGAAAUUCCUCUAUUCAUAGCAUCCAAAUGAUCUAAGUUUAAAGCUUUGCUUCAUCACCACGUGUGUAAGGAACAUGGAGGUUUUCUUGUUUGAAAAGGAGUUCUGAGGCUGGAAAUAUAGUUAAGUGGUGGAUGCUUGAGUGAGAGCCUGAGUUCAAUUCCUAGCAAGGGCUUUUUAAGUUUUAGUUCAGGCACAAUGCAACAGCUCUUACCUCCCUGGUGCCUCUUUGACCAGAAUAGCAGAGUCAAUCUCUACACACACACACACACACACACACACACACACACACACACGCCCUCCUGUUUGUGACUAUAUUUUUCUCUUCCUCUCUCUGUCUCUCUCUCUCUGUCUCUCAUGUCUCUCUGUGUGUAUCUCUCUCUGUCUCUAUGUGUGUGUCUCUCUCUCUGUCUCUCUGUGUCUCUCUCUCUCUUUCUGUGUGUGUGUGUGUAUGUGUGUGUGUGUGUGUGUGUGUGUGUGUGUGAGAGAGAGAGAGAGAGAGAGAGAGAGAGAGAGAGAGAGAGAGAGAACUUGCUGAAGUGAGUGUCCUCACAAGAAGCCAGGAGUCCACUGAGUCACUGUCCUUUUGCUAGGCUGCUGAUUGAGCAUUAUUAACUACCUGGGGAAAUUUGUGUCUCUUAGAAAGAAAGCACUUUGUUUUUGUCUAGUGUGUCUCACCAAGCGCAGAUAUGGACUAGACUGUCCGGCUGUAAAUAAGUAGGUGUGACAAGAUCAGUGCAGCAUUGAAGAAAUAGGCUGUCCAUUCCACCUUCGGGUCUUGUUUAUAUAUUAGUGGAUUUAUGUACUCUAACGCUAUGGUGUAACGUCACUUAACUGUUUGAAGAGGCAUGAUUCAUCAUCCUUGAGAAGGCCUAGCAGUAGGAGUAUAGAGCAGUGGUCUCUGUCCAAAGUCAGGAAGCUGUAAGAAGGGACUGUAUACAUCUCUCCUUUGUCCCUUUUUAAUGAGUCCUAGAGCCCAGCCUAUGGAAUGUUGAGAGAGACCUGUGUUCAGGAUGGGACUUCCCUCCCCAGUUAAGCCUCUCUGAGAAUACUCCCCAGACACACACAAAGAUAUAUAUCUCAUUAAUUCCCAAGAUGUUUUCUUAUCCACUUAUAGCCACCAAAGUAGCCUUGCUGUAAUACAAAUUUAACUAAUCAACUCUAUUCUGCCCCCUCAAGACACCCUCCUCAGGAGUAAGCACUUUAUAAUGUAAGAAGACUCACUGGAUUCUGGAGCAACAAGGUUUUUAAAGAAAAAGAGGUUUAAUUGUGCGUGGAACAUUCACUGUGACCUUUGUCUACUUCAGCUUCAGAAAGAAUGCAGCCCAGUAUAGCAACAAAUCAAGGGUUGGCUUCUAGGGAAAGCUUUUAGCCUUAUGUACUUGCACCAUAUUAGUUAGGGACUGGGUAUCUUCCCCAGUAGGCCCUGCCUCCUUGUAGAUAUAUUUCUUGCCAUUCCUGUGUUAUCCCCAAAUAUGACAUAAUUAAGUUUCUUACUGUGCAUGUGUGUGUGUGUGUGUGUGUGAUUUCCCUUGCAAACAUUUACUUGCCUUUUAAAAUAUGUCUGAUGGUUGCCCACCCCCACUUCACUUAAGCCUGCACCCAUGAAUACCAAUAGAAUGCUGUCAUAGGUGGUAGCAUGUCCACUUUUCAGUGUCUCCUCCACUAGGCUGUAAACCAUGUAAGACAGACAGUGCUGUUUUACUAUUCUGAUAUCUUUGUCUUGGUUCUUGACACACAACAGUGAUUCAGUGCUUGUUUGUUCACUGCAUAGACAAGCAAAUGAAAAGGUUUUUGUGGAGGGGGGUCAGGUGGAUGGAGAGCAUUAAAAGGAACCCAGGUAACUUCUGAUGGGAAAGAUGCUUAGAAGUUAAUAGCAAGGCAUGUUAAUGUAGUAUUUGGGUUUUAAACUACUGGCUGAAGGUCCUGGGCACACACUGCGUCUCAGCAUUGAAUCCACCACUUUGGUGUGUACCUGGGUGUGAGAGGCUCUUCUAGUUGGGUGUAAAUUAUUGCUGCAAUUGAUUGAGUUAGACUCCAAAGUCAGUCAUGCCAGAGGAAUCUGCCAAGUGUUUACUUUGAUCUUACACUUGCUCAUUAAUCCAAUGUGAGUUUCAAAAAUCAAACUUUUUCUUUUCUUUAGUAUUUGCAGUAUUUGAGACUAGACUUUAAUAGGAGGAAAUUAGUAUUUUUGUCUAGAUUGUACUUUAACUCAUUCUUUUGGAAGUGGCCAGUUUUAUAAAGAAAAUUAGUGUAACAACAAUAUUACUAUGCUCCUGUUUGGGCCAGAUUUAGGAAUCCCUCUCAACUGAUCCUCAGCCCCUAAAUAUGAAGCACGACUCUGGAGCUUAAUCUACUUCUUUUCCUGUCCUUAAGUCCCAGUUAUCCUCCUCUCCGGGGAUCUGGAAACAGGCAGCAGAAGCAGUUUGGAAAUAAAUAGUAAGGACUCUGUGUUUAUAGGGAAGAAACCCUGGACAAGCUGAGCUGAGUGCCGUAUGACGUCAUGCUGGGUAGGUUCAGGGUCAGGCCAGUGAGGUAGUGAAAAGGCAGAGACUCUUCCACCCUGGGCCUUUUAACCCCUGCCAGUGACCUGAGGAUUUUCUGAAUGAAUUACCAUAAUUGGAUUUCAUUCAUAAGAGAGAAGUUUCCCAGUGCGCCAAAUAUGCUCUGCAAUUGAGACAGGGAAAGAGAAAGAAACCCAACAGGAAAUACAUCUUUGUAAAGUGAAAAGGUGAUGCGUUGAGUCCUGCAGGCACUGGGCACUUAUCCAAGGUGACCUCUUCAUCACCCUCUGGCACCCUGGCUCACCCCGCUUCACUACCCAGCCAGCGUUUACCAGGUGGAUUCACUUUCUUCCCUCCCUGAUAAGGCAGGGAGGGACCUUGACACACCCAGACCCAUAUCCAGUCUCCUUUCCUGUUUCCCCUGACCCUGGUCAUGUACAACCCUGGGUGAUAAUGCUGCUGAAGCAUACAGUAAAGCAGAUCUGUCGUAUCCAUGUGAGGGAGGGCAAGGAGGAGAAAAGCAAAAAGGCCACAUGGGAGUUCAGCUUCACCUCUCGGUGACCUUGGCUGUGUGUGAAGUACACAAGAGGAAUUGCCAGGACCUUGCAGCCUGUUCCUAUCCAGCACUGCUUUGACUUAGCUUGGCUAUAGAGCAACUUUUAUAGAGAACUUUGGCAAAAAACAAUUCUCUGUGAACUGCAUAUCCAAACCAAGAAGCAUUAAUCAUAAUGAACACGCAACUUUUCCCUAUGUCAACAUUGCUUAGCACCAGCAUUUUCUCACAAGGUGUUUUUCAUUCUAAGAUCAGGAAAGUGAGUGGAUGUCGUCUUUGUAUGUAUUUACCACCGCUGUCCCUUCCUCCCCCUCUUCCUUUCCUGUUCCUUCCCUUCCUAUUUUCUUCCUUCUUUAAUCCCCUCCCUUUCUCUCUUCUUCCUUAUUUCAGUCCUUCCUUCCUUCCAUCUUUUCAGUCCAUAAAACAUUUUUCUUAGCCGUGAAGCAUUUGUUUUGACAAACCAGCUCUUACCCUCCACUGCCCUUUCUCCAAGGAGAUGCUGUAUAGCAUGUGCACAUCGCCCUAGGACUAGGUAAUAUGCAAGACUCCCUGUAAUCGUCAAGUCCUUGAUGAAAAUAUCUGAGAGAAUGCAGAACAGUGUACAGAAAGAACACAUCCCCACAAAUCAGUGGGAAGAUUUCUAAAACCCCUACUCUGGCUUCAGUCCUGCACUAGAUGCCUCCCACCACACACUCCUUUGUUUUUCCCCUCCCAUAAUCAGGGAUGCACAUCACCAACUCUGGAGUGGGAGGCUGCUCAGGAGAAGAGUAAUGCUCAAGCACCUUCAUACUUGGAAACUUAAUGAACUUUGCUUAAGCUUCUGAUCUCUCCUUUCCAUGCUGUUUGAUGUACAUAAAGAUGAAGAAAGCAGAGACUCAAAGGUCAUCUUGAAAUUCACUUAGAUCUGCCCUCUCCUCCACACCAUCUGGGUGCAGCUUUAUGUUCUGACCACUGAAUGCUAAAGAUUAGUAACUAGAGGACAUUGGUAUCUUUUGCUGAUACCCUUUGAAGAAGGAACUGCUGAUAAGAAAGCAAUUUUGUUAAAAAAAAAAAAA